AUGAUGUGGAAACCAGUGGGUGUCCCCUUCCAGAACGCCCAGCCUCUGCCUACUCUACCCACAACAGAAGAAAUCCGCGCCUGCACCAACGUCCUAUGGGAGACGAUGGCGACCAAAGUCGUGGCAGUGAGCGACGACAUUGUCGUCAAAUACGGAGGCUGUAUAAACACCUGGGAAGGCGAGGCACUGGUCUACCUCGAACGACACGUCCCAGAAGUUCCAGCCCCGCGACUAUACGCGAUGUACCCUGACUCCAAACAACUCUUCCUAAUCAUGCAACGUGUUCCCGGGGUGCAGUUAGACUCUAUUUGGCCGUCACUGGCGCCCUCAGAGAAAGACGACAUUAUCGGCCAACUGCAACGAAUAUUCAACACAAUGCGAGGGGUUGAGUGUCCGUGGCCUGACUUUUUCGGAGGCCUGGACGGGGAAGGCGUGCACCACUAUCUAUUUUACAGCCAGCAUGGCGAUCAGACAUUUCUAGGGCCUUUCUCUGGCGAACCUGCCUUUGUGGCGGGCCUUGUGGGGAAUUAUAGAGCCUUGGUGGAACGCAAUAACCACCCAGACUACAAGGCUCGCUUUUACGAACGAUAUCUCGCUCGCGUCCUUCAGGGUCACCGGCCUACAUUGACACAUGGGGAUGUGCAGCAGAAGAACAUAAUGGUGGCAGAGAAUACAAGUCGCUUAAACAAUCAAGAUGGGCGGUCAUUUGACGUCGUGCUGAUUGAUUGGGAGAACGCUGGGUGGUUUCCUGACUUCUGGGAAUUCUUUUGUGCAUCGGACCCCUGGAUUUUUCAGUGGGACGAAGACUGGUCCUGGCGAGUCCAGGACUUUAUUCAAGUAUGGCCUGCCGAGAUGGCCAUAAUGCAACUGAUUGACAAGGAUUUGGGCUGGUAA
Aspergillus puulaauensis is the source of this 894-nucleotide messenger RNA. RefSeq lists its product as uncharacterized. Lineage: Eukaryota; Fungi; Ascomycota; Eurotiomycetes; Eurotiales; Aspergillaceae. The coding region runs from base 1 to 894 and encodes 297 amino acids. The transcript has a single exon. The record is from RefSeq and is a predicted model, not a curated record.